AUGCCGCCCAAGAAGGGUAGUGAUCAGCCGAAGAAGUCGAAGGCGACGGUGGAGGAUAAGACCUUUGGCAUGAAAAAUAAAAAAGGAGGAAGUGCAAAGAAACAGAUAGCCCAGCUUCAAGCCCAAGCACGAUCAAAUAAGACUGCAGAUGACAAGAAGAAAGAGGCUCAACGAAUCCAGCGGGAAAAGGAUAAGGCUGCCGCUGAACAGGCCAAGCGCGAAGCUGCAGAGCUCUUCAAACCUGUCCAGGUCCAAAAAGUACCCUUUGGCGUCGACCCUAAAACCGUCCUCUGCGUAUUCUUCAAAAAGGGGAGUUGUGAGAAAGGGAAAAAAUGCAAAUUCAGCCACGACUCUGCGGUGGAGCGGAAAGCGCAGAAGAAAGAUUUAUAUUCCGACUCCAGAUAUGCGGAGGAGGACAAGAAGCUGGAUCUUAUGGAUAACUGGGACGAGGAAAAGUUGAGAAAUGUCGUGCUGAGCAAGCACGGUAACCCGAAGACGACAACUGACAAGGUCUGCAAGUACUUCAUUGAGGCCGUGGAAAAUCAGAAAUAUGGCUGGUUCUGGGUUUGCCCUAACGGAGGGGAUAAGUGCAUGUACAAACACAGUCUGCCACCUGGAUUCGUCCUUAAAACCAAGGAGCAAAGAGCUGCUGAAAAGGCUCUGAUGGACAAAUCUCCCCUGAAAACUCUGACCCUUGAAGAUUUUCUCGAGUCCGAACGCCAUAAACUUACCGGCAAGCUAACCCCAGUCACUCCAGAAACGUUCGCCAAGUGGAAAAAAGAACGUCUUGACAAGAAAGCUGCGGAGGAAGAGGCCCGGAAGGCGAAAGAUGCCAGCGGUCGUGCCAUGUUCGAAAACGGCGACUGGAACGCAUCAGAAGACGAAAGUGGUGAUGGCAGCGAUCAUGACGACGAUGAUAACCAAAAUGAAUGGAAUAUGGAGUCGCUGCGCAAAGAGACCGAACGGCUACGGGAUCAAUCUGAGGAGGAACGCAUUGCAAAACUUCGCGGUGCUUCAUCUCAGGUGCAUGCAAACGGCGCCGGCCUAGACGAACCAUCAAAUCCAGUCGAUGGAGCAGGAUAG
This is a messenger RNA of Paracoccidioides brasiliensis Pb18, 1083 nucleotides long. RefSeq lists its product as uncharacterized. The record is from RefSeq and is a predicted model, not a curated record. Gene Ontology annotation, cellular component: cytosol. Gene Ontology annotation, biological process: cytoplasmic translation. Gene Ontology annotation, molecular function: mRNA binding; metal ion binding. The transcript is spliced from 4 exons. The coding region runs from base 1 to 1083 and encodes 360 amino acids.